AUGCCGAAGCGCGAUCGCGAGCACGAUCGGUGGGGAGUUCUCGUGCCUCACAACCCGCUGUGCGGAGCUCCCGUCCCGCUCUGCAGUCCGACGGUCGUCAUCGGCCGCGAGGGUGACGUCACUGCGCCGUGCAAUCCGCAUCUCUCGAGGAAGCACAUCCGGCUCGAGCGAGACGCGGCCGGCGCCGUCUACGUCACGCACCUCUCGGCGACGAAUCGGACCUACCUCAACGGCCGCCAACUAGCGCGCGACGUUGCGGUCCGUGUCGAGCCAGACCAGGGCAACGCACCGUUUUCUCUUCCCGGUGAGGCGGCGGACGCGCCGCUGCUGUUUGCGUCCUGGCGGAACGCGGAGGAGGCGCGCGCGGCGCUGGCGGACGAGCACGUCCGCGGGUGGUGCGGUUGGACUCUCCGCUUCGACGACAGCGGCCAGGAGACGCGCGGAGGUGGCUCUGCCGCCGCCGCCGCCAAGAAGAUGGCAUGA
Emiliania huxleyi CCMP1516 is the source of this 483-nucleotide messenger RNA. RefSeq lists its product as hypothetical. Lineage: Eukaryota; Haptophyta; Isochrysidales; Noelaerhabdaceae. The coding region runs from base 1 to 483 and encodes 160 amino acids. The transcript has a single exon. The record is from RefSeq and is a predicted model, not a curated record. Gene Ontology annotation, molecular function: protein binding.